AUGGUUCUCUUGCUCCAAGCAGAUAACCGUAUUUAUCACAAGGCCUGCUUCCGAUGCCACCAUUGCAAACGCACCCUCAAGCUGAGCAACUUCAACUCUUUUGAAGGGGUGCUUUAUUGCCGGCCUCAUUUUGAUCAGUUAUUCAAACGAACUGGUAGCCUUGACAAGAGUUUUGAAGGAACACCAAAAAUUGUAAAGCAAGAAAAGCCUGUGGACCAUGAGAAUGCAUCCAAAGUCUCGAGUCUCUUCGCGGGCACCAGGGACAAGUGCGUGGGAUGUAGCAAGACUGUCUAUCCAAUUGAGAAGGUAAGUGUCAAUGGAACAGCAUAUCACAGAAGCUGCUUCAAGUGCAGCCAUGGAGGUUGUACAAUAAGCCCAUCGAACUACAUUGCUCAUGAAGGAAAACUUUACUGUAAGCACCAUCAUAUCCAACUCUUUAAGGAGAGAGGCAAUUACAGCCAGUUGGAAAACGACAUGGAGAAGGAGCCACCACUUGUCGCUCGCGUGGAGAUGAAUUCGGAAUCAUAG
Oldenlandia corymbosa var. corymbosa is the source of this 528-nucleotide messenger RNA. Lineage: Eukaryota; Viridiplantae; Streptophyta; Magnoliopsida; Gentianales; Rubiaceae. The record is from the annotation of a GenBank genome assembly.